AUGGCGCUUUUUGUCGCCCAAGAGGCUAUCUGCGCGUACCCGAUCAGCACCAUCUAUGAUACUUGUCCACGAUACCUUUUUUAUGCCCUCCUCCUCGCCAGCUGCGCCACACGCUGGACGGGUUGGUUGGCGGACGUCUUCCUCGGCACGGCAGCGACAUAUGCGGGCACAGCUGCCUUCCAGGCAUUCAUACUCAUCGCGAGCCGUCGGGGAAAACCCUCCGUUCCAGCAGGACUUGUGAGCAUACCGAACAUCCCCUCUAAUACAACAUUAGAUGCAACAGCCGCUGCUGCUGCAGAUCUAUUCCCUGCGCUAGUCACCGACACAGAUGAGGUGCAGGUAACGCCCGCGGCAUUGGAGCUAGAUGCCGACGCCGUACUAGCCAUCGUGGUGACGGGGUAUCUCGUUUUUCUCCCGCUGCAGUGCUGGUCGCGUGUUCUCCGGCAGCAGAAUGCGCGGUACCUGCUUUUCUCGCUGUGGAAUGCGCUUAUGCUGGCGGGGUCGGUGUGCGCGCUCGUGUACUGGCCUACGCUGAGCCGCACGCCGCGCCAGUAUAUGUUCUGUUAUCCGGAUUUCCCACCCGACGGAACAGAGUAUAACGGUGGGUGGGUGGCGUCUUUCCGGAGGUCUGACAGCUGGAACGAGAGUGUUUGGGGGGUGUUUGAGAACCGAUCGCGGUGGGAGGAGCUGGGCGAUCUCUGCUUUUACCCUUGCUUCAACACGAGUCAGAUCCUGCGCCAGCAGACGACCAUGGUCGCCGUCGCCGCCACGGGAGACGAUGGGGGUGUCCAUCGCCACUUGUUCUGGGGUCGAGUGGAGGAUUUCAAGCCGUAUGUUUAUGCCCUAGUGGUGCUUUGUGUCAUCUUGAACUUUGUGCUUUUGUUGGUCGAGUUUGUGCCUUCUCGUCGCUCCAGGAUUCCCUCGUCGCGAGUCUGGAUUGUCUGGAAGAAGAGAAAGCAGAUAUGGACAGGGCUCAAAUGUGACUUUCGAUCCGCUCUGGCGGGUGAGUCGACGGAGGGAGUCACAGACGAGGCGAAAGCCCGGACGAAGAAAGGCCUCAGGGGACGAAUCCAGAGAGCUGUCAGCAUCCAGUCUCUAAAGCUGUGGCUGCGGUUAGCGAUUGAUAUCUUCAUUCUCAUCUGCCUCAUCUUCAGCGUCGUGGUCAGUCCGUUUACCGUUAUUGCCUUUGUCAUCUGGAUCGAGUAUUACAUCCACCAUGACGGACCCAACCAAGAGAGUCCGCAGCAGAUCGGACAGUGGUCGCCCCUUUUAGCCAUUGGAUUGUUGCUCAUCUCUGCCGCAAUACUGAAGCUGAAAUAUCGCAUGGCCUCGGUCAAGGAGAUCGACUGUGAGAUUGCAGAUACCAAGCAGUUAUUGAACCGGUUGGAAACGAUGAAGAAUGAGCGAGAGAAGGGAAACGAAGCAUAG
Penicilliopsis zonata CBS 506.65 is the source of this 1428-nucleotide messenger RNA. RefSeq lists its product as hypothetical. NCBI's taxonomy places the organism in Eukaryota, Fungi, Ascomycota, Eurotiomycetes, Eurotiales, Aspergillaceae. Bases 1 to 1428 code for a protein of 475 amino acids. The record is from RefSeq and is a predicted model, not a curated record. The transcript has a single exon.